AUGACGAAAAAGAGGCUCACUCUUGUCAUUUACGUCGCCACUGGCCCAUAUGGCGUGGUGUGCAUUUGCGACCCGCCUACGAUAAUGAUUCAUCCUGUGCACAUGUAGUGCUCUGUCAGUGUCUUCAAGAGCAAGACAUAGCCACUGGACCAAUGAUACGGAAAAUUUUAAAAAUAAUUUCUUUAAAUUUUAAUUGUUAUCAGAUUCAACGAGGCCUUCGUUUAUAUGAACAGCAUAAUCAAAAUGCUGCAGUUCGUAUUUGGCGGAGUGCUUUGAAAGCAACAAAUCGUCGUGAAGAUUGUUUUCAAUUGCUUGGUUAUCUCUACCAAGCACAUAUGGACUGGGGUAAAUAUCGCGAGGCAAUAGAGUUCGGACAUCGGCAAUUGGGAAUAUCCGAGGAAUUAGACUCGCCUAUAAUGAGGACGGAAACUUAUUUGAAUUUAGCGAGAGCUCACGAACGAUUAGGUGGUCUGGAACGAGCACUCAGCUACGCAAGACAUUCGCUGUAUAAUGAUUGUGGUACCCAAUGUCGGACUGGUGGGAUAGUGCAUUUGACAGUGGCCCGAGUUUACUUAGAAAUGGGUGGGUUUUCGCGCGCACUUGAAGGUCUACAAGGUGCACACAAAAUAGCGACUUCUAUUGGUGAUCCAUCGCUUGAGUUGCAGGUAUAUGUCACGCUGUCUGAGUUGUUCGGUCGCUUGCAAGAUAAUGAUAAGAGUGCAAUGUAUGCUUCCAAAGCCUAUGAUUUAUCUCGGUCAUUGCUGCUUGGCGAUCUUAACUCGUCACAUCAUCGGGCUGCGCUGUUACGCAUGGCGGCCAGUCUACGAAAGCAGGGAGAUCUAGGGGAUGCCCACGAUUACUGCAUGGAAGCUACACGACUUGCAUUAAUUUCUGGAGAUCAAGCGACAUACACUCGUACCUUGCGAGUUAUGGGCGAUAUUUAUCGCAAAAAGGUCGAUAUGGAUCGUGCUUUUCGACAAUACGAGGAAGCUAUGGGAACAUCUGCCGCAGUUGGGGAUCGGAUGGCACAAAUGGAAGCAAUGGAUGGGGCGGCGCGCUGCUUGGAAGCUCUUCGGUUACAGCAAAAGAUUUGCAAUUGUCGGCCUCUUGAAUUCAAUACGCGUCUUUUGGAGGUGGCAAGCUCGAUUGGCUCCAAGCUUUUGGUUCGAAGAAUACGUAGUCGCCUGGCUCUAAUAUAUCGUGCUCUAGGAGAUGAGGAGCAGUACAAAACCCAAUUGCGUUUGGCCGGCCAAACUGAUGCAGCGCUCGGACUAUUUUGUGGUGCAUGCGGUGAAACUUUUGGACUAGAGCCAGAUUCUAUAGAAGCAUUGCCAUGCGCCCACAUCCUACAUGCCCGGUGAAUACUUAGCACUACAGUAUUAAUAAUACGUCUUAACUUCUGAUGCCUUAUAAUGCAACACAUCACAAGUUAUAGUAGAUUACCUACAGUAGCUAUGCGAACUGUUUAUUUCGAACUAUUUAAGUAUGACUACCAAAACAAAUCGGUACCUUUCUUAAACGUAAUUUAUUUAUUACUGACUUUGCUUUAAUAAACUUUAACAAAUGGCGGUCGAAUUAAUACGAGACGUAGGAACCUUUUGUAGCAGCCGGGAAUUUCUGAAAGAGUUUCACGAAGACUAAGCGUUAGCAAAAGGGUUGAGAUGAUUUUUCAGAUUUGUAAGUUACUCUCAACUUCAGGUUGAACCGGUAGGAUAACGAGGUGUAUAUGUAUAUUUACGUUACGUACCACAUACAACUGUGCGCCCAUCACUUCCUUUAGAAUUUUGGACUGGAAUUUCUAUUUUCUCAAUAUUAGGUGCGAGGUAAUACCUAACAGUUGUAUACCAUACAUAUAAAUUGACUUGAUAGUUGCUCUGCAAAUGAGUACUUUGUAUUCUAGUUUUUUCUUAUGUAAAAGCUAAUUUUAGCUCGCUACUUUUAGUUUCAUAUGCAGUAUUUUCGCAAAAGAAACAUAUUCCAGAUGAGCCUUCUAUCUAAGUGUAAGCCUAGAUAUUUGCGUUAAUUCGUUAACCACAUUUUUGUGGGCGAAAUGUAAUUGUAUCGUGUUUUCACUUUUGUUACAUGGCUGUGUCAUGUCACCACCAUUAAUUUUGUGUAAUAGACCUUUAUUCUAAACCUUGCCAAACGCUUGUGCUACGACAAGAAAUAUUGCAUAGCAAUGUUCCUUAAACUUGUGCUACACUACUAUGUUUUUCACGUCAGCAUAAUGGUGGAGAAAAAAUAAUUCUUAGGUAACAGAAUUCUUUUAAAUAGUGUGGAAUGACAGGAAUGUAAGCUUAUUGGUAUGUAAGAAGACGUGUUUGGUAAAUUUAUACCAGGUUUAUCUAUAAUUAAUAUCUGAGACUUUCUCCAGGCAAUAGGAAACUAACCUAGUUUUAGAAUGGCCUUCAAGAGUUCAUGCAGCUCUUUUAGCAUUUUUGAUAUAAUAAGGUGAAAGCCUGAAGA
Messenger RNA from Ceratitis capitata (Mediterranean fruit fly), 2466 nucleotides. RefSeq names its product 43 kDa receptor-associated protein of the synapse homolog. The annotation marks the transcript as partial. Gene Ontology annotation, molecular function: protein-membrane adaptor activity; acetylcholine receptor binding. Gene Ontology annotation, biological process: chemical synaptic transmission. The transcript is spliced from 5 exons. The record is from RefSeq and is a predicted model, not a curated record. NCBI's taxonomy places the organism in Eukaryota, Metazoa, Arthropoda, Insecta, Diptera, Tephritidae.